GCCAAAAACACCCCUCAUUUUAUCAAAAACCAGAAAAUAAAAUAAAACCAAAAAAAUAAAAUUUCAAAAAAGGUCUGAGUCUCACCUGAAAAUUAAAAAAAUUCAAAUUUUUUAUUUUAGGAUUACCAAACACAUCGCUAUCUCUAUCUAUCAAUCAAAUAGUCAAUCAAUUUUGGUGCGUUGUAAUCUAGGUUUUGUCCAGUUGAAGGUGGAGGAAUAAUGGAUCAGCAAGUGAAAGAUGCCCUAAACGCACUGUAUCAUCAUCCAGAUGAAGCGUUUCGAUCGCAAGCUGAUCGGUUUUUACAGGAAAUUCAACGCUCAAUCGAUGCCUGGCAGGUUGCUGAUAAUAUGCUUCACGAUCCCACUAGCAAUCUCGAAACCUUAAUCUUUUGUUCUCAAACCCUCCGAAGCAAGGUACAAAGAGAUUUUGAAGAACUGCCUUCUGAAGCCUUUGGACCAUUACGAACUUCCUUAACUACCUUACUGAAAAAAUUUCAUAGGGGCCCGCCUAAAGUCAGGACUCAGAUUAGCAUUGCUGUUGCUGCCCUGGCUGUACAAGUUCCUGCAGAGGAUUGGGGAGAUGGUGGUAUAGUGAAUUGGCUAAAGGAUGAGAUGAAUUCCUAUCCAGAUUAUAUACCAGGAUUCUUGGAGCUAUUAACAGUUUUGCCAGAGGAAGUGUUCAACUAUAAGAUUGCUGCUCGUCCAGAAAGGCGUCGCCAAUUUGAAAAAGAGUUGACUUCUCAAAUUGAGGUUGCUCUUAAUGUUUUGACAGUUUGCUUGAAAAUUAAUGAACUUAAGGAGCAGGUUCUUGAGGCAUUUGCUUCUUGGCUUCGGCUUAGGCAUGGGAUUCCUGGAUCUGUGCUUGCUUCUCACCCUUUGGUGCUUACAGCUCUCUCAAGCCUGAAAACAGAGCUACUUUCAGAGGCAGCUGUGAAUGUCAUAUCAGAAUUGAUACACUAUACAACAUCAGGGAAUUCUGGUGGUAUUUCUGUACAAAUGCCUUUAAUUCAAGUGCUCGUGCCUCAAGUUAUGAUUUUAAAGGAACAACUGCGGGAUCCUUCAAAGGAUGAAGAAGAUGUGAAGGCCAUUGCUCGAUUAGUUGCUGACAUGGGUGAUUCAUAUGUGGAGUUGAUUGCAACUGGUUCCAGUGAAGCAAUGGUGAUUGUAAAUGCAUUACUGGAAGUUGCUUCACACCCAGAAUAUGACAUUGCUUCCAUGACAUUCAAUUUUUGGCACAGUCUUCAAGUUAUCUUGACUAAGAGGGAUUCAUAUACUUCAUUUGGUGAUGAAGUGUCCAUUGAAGCUGAGAGAAGUAGAAGGUUGUUAGUUUUUCGGUCAGCGUAUGAGUCACUUGUAUCCCUGGUUAGCUUUCGAGUGCAAUAUCCCCAGGAUUAUCAAAAUCUUUCAAUUGAAGACCUCAAGGAUUUUAAACACACGAGAUAUGCUGUUGCGGAUGUGUUAAUUGAUGCAGCAUCAGUAUUAGAUGGUGAUGCAACUCUGAGAAUUUUAUACAUGAAACUUGCCGAGGCUCAAGCUUGCUGGGCAAAUGGACAAAGUGAAUGGCGUCCUGCAGAAGCUGCUUUGUUUUGCAUCAGAGCUAUAUCAACUUACGUUUCAGUGGCUGAAGCUGAAGUAAUGCCCGAGGUUAUGUCUUCGCUGCUAGAACUGCCACAUCAGGCCCAGCUGCUUCAGACAGUGUGCUUAACAAUUGGAGCAUAUUCAAAAUGGCUUAAUGCUGCAUCAGAUGGAUUGCCUUUAUUAUCUUCAGUCAUGAGAAUACUCAUGCAUGGCAUGGGGACAUCUGAAGAUUCUGCAGCUGCUGCAGCUGUGGCAUUCCGACACAUCUGUGAUGAUUGCCGGAGAAAGCUCUGUGGAUAUCUUGAUGAUCUCUUCUCUAUAUACCAUAGGGCAUUGAUAGGAGAAGGUAAUUUUAGAAUCUCCGCUGAAGAUUCUUUGCACGUAGUCGAAGCCUUAAGUAUGGUCAUUACAGAACUUCCUCCUGACCAAGCUAAGCAGGCUUUGGGGCAAUUAUGCUUGCCAAUUGUUACUUCUCUACAGGGAGUUUUAAAUCAAGGUCCAGAAAUAUUGGAGAAGAGACCUGCUAGGGAAUUAACGGUUCACAUUGAUCGACUUGCAUACAUCUUUAGGUAUGUAAAUCACCCUGAAGCUGUGGCAGAUGCAAUUCAAAGGCUUUGGCCUCUUUUUAAAGCAAUUUUUGACCUUCGUGCAUGGGACAUGCGAACAAUGGAGUCUCUUUGUCGAGCUUGUAAAUAUGCCGUGAGAACAUCUGGAAGGUUCAUGGGAGUCACGAUUGGAGCAAUGCUAGAAGAGAUCCAAGCGCUUUAUCAGCAACAUCAUCAACCUUGCUUCCUUUAUCUCUCUAGUGAAGUUAUCAAGAUAUUUGGUUCUGACCCAUCUUGUGCAAGUUACCUGACAAAUUUGAUUGAAGCCCUCUUCAAGCGAACAAUAUGUCUUCUUACUAAUAUCAAGGAUUUCACUGCCAGACCAGACAUUGCGGAUGAUUGUUUUCUGUUGGCAUCAAGAUGCAUUCGUUAUUGCCCUCAACUAUUUAUUACAUCUACUGUAUUUCCAUUUUUGGUCGAUUGUGCCAUGAUUGGUGUCACAGUACAGCAUAGGGAGGCUUCCAAUUCGAUACUGACGUUCUUGUCUGACAUUUUUGAUCUGGCAAAGUCUAGCGUUGGGGAACAUUUCAUAUCUGUCAGAGAUAGUGUGAUUAUUCCUCGAGGUCCCAGCAUAACAAGAAUUUUGGUCGCAUCAUUGACCGGGGCACUUCCUAGUUCUCGAUUAGAGACGGUAGCAUAUGCUUUAUUAGCAUUAACUCGCGCAUAUCUAAAUAAGACAGUGGAAUGGGCGAUGGAGAGUAUUUCACUAAUUCCGCAGACUGUCAUCUCCGAAGUAGAGCGUGCUAGAUUUAUAAAAGCACUGUCGGACGCAGCAUCCGGGGUGGAUGUCAAUGUCCUGAUGGCUCCUGUUGAGGAGCUUUCAGAUGUUUGCCGGCGAAACAGAACAGUCCAAGAGAUCGUGCAGGGGGCGUUAAGGCCACUCGAAUUGAAUUUGGUCACUGUAUCAUAAAGGGGGAGUAAAAUAAAAGAAAAGUGCAUUCUUGCUUAGUAUUUUUUCUGCUAAUCACGAGUCACAUGAGGUAUAUUAAAAAGUUCCAUUCAUUGAUCAUAUUUGUGUAUUUAUUCAAUCAUUUCUCCAAUUUUUUUAGGAGAAUCAUUUUCACCUAAUAUUGGUUGGGAGAGAAUGGGUGUUGUAACUUUUCAGAUUUAUGAGAUAUUGGGUUGCUGAGAGUGGUUUGAACCGCAAUGGCUUCAAUUUUUGGGGGAAAAAGUUUUCGGUAUAAAAAGAUGUAAUGUUAGUGUGCAAUAGUGAAAGAAAAGCAAAGGAAUUAAAUACAUUGGAGAUGUACUUUCGGUUAUUACACGGAGUUUUCGCAUA
This is a messenger RNA of Mercurialis annua (annual mercury), 3462 nucleotides long. Its product is annotated as transportin MOS14. The transcript has 27 exons. Lineage: Eukaryota; Viridiplantae; Streptophyta; Magnoliopsida; Malpighiales; Euphorbiaceae. Gene Ontology annotation, cellular component: nuclear membrane; cytoplasm. The record is from RefSeq and is a predicted model, not a curated record. Gene Ontology annotation, biological process: protein import into nucleus. The coding region runs from base 220 to 3093 and encodes 957 amino acids.